AUGCUCGACAUCCUUUUCGCUUUCAGAGCGUUUCGCGAGUUUCUGAGAGAGUUACUGAGGGUUUCUCCAAGCUGUACUGCAGAGAGAGUUCGAGACGCAGUUCUCCCGGUCCAGAGUGUGUAUACGCAUCGGCAGACGGUCGAGCUGGGUUCUUCGCCCUUGCCUGGUCCUCAAAGAGCGGCUGGCCUGUUCGGCGACACCGUGGGUGAAUUCACCCAGGAGUUCACCGCGGUGAGAGAGCAGUUGGAUGCGAUGGGCAAAGUCAUCUAUCGGCGGGAAUGGGUGCCGUGGCUGGUGUCCGGAGGCCGAUGGGAUUGUCUGACUGCGGGGGAUUCAUGCUCCAGCGAUGAAGCGUGCAGCCCGCGUUUGAGAACCCUGCGGCAGUGCGUCGCAGGCGGAGGAAGCGUCAAGCUGGGUCCAGGGGCACGAAACCACUGCGAGAACGCAGUCACGGCCCUCAUGUCCAGUCCCCUGCACAGAUGCCAAUGCAAACGGGGUAUGAAGAGAGAGAAGAACUGUCUUAGCAUUUACUGGAGCCUCAAGCAGUCCGUACUGCACGGGCUGAGCUUGGUGGAGAAUUACCCCUACGAGCCUGUUGAGCGGGGUUUUGAUUAUGUUCGCCUGGCCUCCAUUGCUGCAGAGUCUGAGGUGGGCAUGACAACAGUGAAUCGUUGUUUGGAUGCUGCAAAGGCCUGUAACGUUGACGAGACGUGUCAGAAGCUACGCACCGAGUAUGUGUCAGCAUGCAUUGCUCCAUCGGCACGAGCCGGGACCUGCAACCGCGCACGCUGCAGCAAAGCACUGAGAAAGUUCUUCGACCGAGUGCCACCCGACUACACGCAUGAGCUACUCUUCUGUCCAUGCUCUGACACGGCGUGUGCAGAGCGCCGACGCCAGACCAUUGUGCCUGCGUGCUCAUUUGAGGAAAGGGAGAAACCCAAUUGCCUGGUCCAGCUCCGAGCGUGUGAGGCCGACUAUGUGUGCAAGUCUCGCUGGGCUCAGUUCCAGCACGACUGCCAACUCGAGCUCACUGCCAGCAGCUGCCAGCAAGAAAAUUACGGAGCCUGCCUUAUUGCAUACACCGGCCUGAUAGGAAGCAUUAUAACUCCUAACUACUUAGAUAACUCUACAUCCAAUGUGGGGCCGUGGUGCUCCUGUGCGGCUAGUGGGAAUUUCCGAGAUCAGUGCAACCACUUUCUCAGCCAUUUCCAUGACAACAACUGCUUGAAGAAUGCCAUCUCUGCUUUUGGGAAUGACACAGACCUGAAAUCUGCAACCAACCAGGCUCCGGGCUCCAAUACCAACACUUACAACCAGAUCUUACCAGUUACCAGCACUGAGACCACUACUACUACCAAUGGUGCUGCCACAGAGAUUGAGCAGAACCUUCUGCGUCCACAGAUGCCCACACAGAUGAAUGAGCGAGACAGACUGUGGGGUGACUCCACGCUGCCGUCUCCUGAUCUGUACGACUCCAGUCCCACCGCAGCCCACCUGGAUGAACUCAUGUGGCUCCUCCCUUUCCUGCCGCUCACGCUCCAGCUUUAAAAUCAAGCAAUCAGUCAAAGCAGAGCAGAACUGGGACAGAGAGAGAGUGUGUCUUCAUCAGUUUAACCUCCACAUCAUUCAAAGAGGACACAAGAACCACCGAACUCUUCAAACAUGUGAAACCCUGCUCCAUUCCUCCAGUCCAGUUUAGUGUUUUCAUCGUUUGUGUUCACAAUGACUGAUUUCAAGGUUUUGAAUAAUUGUGUCUCUCUCAUGUUUUGGGCUGAAGAUGGCGUGUGUAAAACCCCGUUCGGAUUACAUGAUUUUGCCACACUUUGUUUGACAUAUUGUCAUAAUGUGUUAGUGCACAACAACCCAUGUCCGCAAUGCUUCAAGACGUCAUGACAGAAAGUCUAGCAUGUUUAUCCAUGAUGAGUUCAGUCACAUGAGUGACCAAUAGGAGCACAGAAUCUAUUCCAUACACAACAUUUAAAAUGAUAUGAGUACGCUUGAAACUACCAUGACAGAAUAAAAUAAAAUGUUAGCAAUCGGUAGCAGAUUCACUUCUAAAGUCACCAUGUAAACAAACAAAUCAGACAAUUACAAGGACAUCUAGAAAUUGUGGGGUUUCUUGAAGUGUUGUAACUAUACUGGAAUUCGAUACCAAUCACAGCUGAAAUGUUCAUUUUCCGAUAACGCAUUCCUAAACAGUGCUGAUUUGCCUGUCUGUGCUCAACAGAAAUGACUGUGAUUGGUUAUGCACACAUGCACAUGCACUUCGUAAUGCACACAUUACAAAGUCCUGGCUGUGGCGGAAGAGGAUACAAGUAUUUGACUGGCCUGUCUGCAGUCCUGACCUGUCUCCAAUAGAGAAUGUGUGGCAAAUUGUGACGCACAAAUAAACGUUUUAAAAAUUUCAGUAUCAUGACAACCCUAAUUUCUUUGACAGAGAUCACAUGAUGAUUGAUUGCAAAGUAAUGUGUAGUCUGACAUAUUUGGUACCCAUAACAAAGUCAUGAUUUUAUCUAGAAAAAAAUCCUAAUCUGACACAGUGAGUGGCAAUAAAAAUGGUGUCAUCCGAACGGAGCUUUUCAAAAUUAAUCACUGAAAUGGCUGAAGUCACGCCAACUAUACAAUUCUAUAACAAAAAAACAAAAUGGAAAAUCAUCCAUAUUUAAUAUCUAUUUUUUCCUAGCUCUUUCUAAUGGAUGCCAUUGGUAAGUGUGCUGUAUAUUCACCCGGAUAGAAAUGUGUUUUUGAUGUUUGCACAGGAACAAGUGGCGAGGGAAAGGAAGCUGAUGUAAAACGCCUAUGAUGAGAGCUCUUUGGUGGGCUUCAGCGAAGGUCUUUAUUUUUGUAACGUGUCUGUGUUGUUCAGAUGUACAGUACAUACCACAGGCUGGAGAAAACAGCAGAGAUUUGAAGAGUCCAAUGAGCAGUUCUUGUAAACUUCACCUGUGAAUAAGGAAGUCUGAAAUACCGCAUCAAGCUGCUUACUGCAAAAGAAGCACAAAAAAAACUCUUACACAAAGCACUUCCAUGUCCAUGUGAAUUCGAGCAGCUUUACCCUUCUCCCAAUUCACCAUUUGUCUCAGCCAAUCAAAACAAGCACACGGGGCUUUGGAUUCUCUCCAGUGACUGAUGACAGCUUUUUCUGCGCCUCCAUCCCAUGAGCACUUGACAUCUGCAGUUGUGUUGCUUUUUUUAUUCUCGAUUGUACUGUGAUGACAAAAAGGUGAGUGAAACGUAAAUGCUUUCACCCCAAAUGACCCCUGGAGACUUUUGACCAACCUGCGACCUGCAUUACAAAACGGGCCAAAGUAUUUCUGUCAAAUGGGUGGACAUUGUGGAAUUUAUUUGUGAUUUCCUGAAAAAAAAUAAGAAUAAUAAAGCUGCCAGAUACGGAUGUACAGAGUAGUGUUUGUGUGUCAGAUCUGUGAAUACGUCGCAAACAGAGCAGUUGUUUAUAUAUUUAAAUACAGUAUAAAAGCUCCAGUUUGUC
Molecule: messenger RNA, 3490 nt
Organism: Danio aesculapii
Lineage: Eukaryota; Metazoa; Chordata; Actinopteri; Cypriniformes; Danionidae
Gene: gfra4a
Product: GDNF family receptor alpha 4a
Biological process (GO): nervous system development
Cellular component (GO): signaling receptor complex; external side of plasma membrane
Molecular function (GO): signaling receptor activity
Source: RefSeq, a predicted model, not a curated record